UUCACCCGAUUGCCACACUCCACUGCCGUGGCUCUCCACCCACCACAGGUCCGCAGCUACUAAGCGCAAAAACGAGUACGACAACAGUCCACUUCUUCAAACACUCUUCUAAUGUCUGCCUCUUAUUUCCUUUCUUCUCCUAUUCUCAAUUUAAUCACAACAAUUAGGCUAAAUAAAUUAAGAUUUUAAAACGGAAUGGCUGCUGUAGCUGCUUUCGCGUCGUCUCCGGCGACGGUUACUUGCUAUCUGCGCGAGUCUCGGAAGUCCAAAACGGCGACGAGUAAGGGGAUUCGUCAAGAAGUGCGGGUUAUAGGGAAUUUCAGUCACUUUGGAGAUGCGGUCCGGAAGGAUUUUGAGUUCUUGAAGGAGGGAAUCGGUAGAGGAAUUGGUUGGGCAAAUGAAACAUUCCGGAUUCCGCAGGUUUUUAAGACAUUAGAUGAUGUUUUUUGGCUAAAGAAUCUUGAGGAUCCUCAAGCUCCUCCGCUGGAGCCUCAGUCUUGGCCUCAACCUUCAUAUCCAGGACUUUCUGGAGUAGAUUUAUUCAUGGCUGAUCUCAAAGCUUUGGAAGCAUAUGCUAGUUAUUUCUACUAUGUAUCUAAGAUUUGGUCCAAGCCGCUUCCUGAAGUCUACAAUCCCCAAGAUGUUACUGACUAUUUCAGUUGCAGGCCUCAUGUAGUGGCCCUUCGACUUCUUGAGGUGUUUUCAGCCUUUGCUUCUGCCACAAUCAAAAUUCGGACCUCCGGGAUCAAAAAGUUUCUAAGAACAAGUUCAGAUAAGGAUAUAAAUGGAAACAUCUCACAGUAUGAUUUUGGUCUGGUCUUAAAAGAAGCAAUGCUAAGCCUGGGUCCCACUUUUAUCAAAGUUGGUCAGUCCCUGUCCACAAGACCAGACAUAAUUGGUACUGAAAUUUCCAAGGCACUUUCUGAGCUGCAUGAUCAAAUCCCUCCUUUUCCUAGGACCAUGGCUAUGAAAAUCAUUGAGGAAGAGUUAGGUUCUCCAGUUGAAUCCUUCUUUAGCUACAUCUCUGAGGAACCUGUAGCUGCAGCAUCAUUUGGUCAGGUGUAUUAUGGCAAUACUCUUGAUGGUUGUAAUGUUGCUGUUAAAGUUCAGCGUCCUAAUCUGCGCCAUGUUGUAGUUCGAGAUAUCUAUAUACUUCGUGUUGGGCUGGGACUGUUGCAAAAGAUAGCAAAGAGAAAAAGUGACCUUCGCCUCUAUGCCGAUGAGCUUGGGAAAGGUUUAGUUGGGGAAUUGGAUUACUGUCUAGAGGCUGCCAAUGCCUCCAAGUUUCUGGAUGCUCAUUCAUCCUUUAAGUUUAUGCACAUUCCAAAAGUAUAUCAUCAUUUAAGUCGAAAGAGAGUUCUGACAAUGGAGUGGGUGGUUGGUGAGAAUCCAACUGAUUUACUCUCUCUAUCUACUUGUGAUACUAUUGAUCAUGAUUCUGCAUAUUCGGAAAGGCAUAAAAUUGAAGCAAAAAGGAGACUUCUUGAGCUGGUUAGCAAAGGAGUGGAAUCAGCACUAGUUCAGCUUCUUGAAACAGGCUUAUUGCAUGCUGAUCCCCAUCCAGGAAACUUGCGUUACACAUCAUCAGGAAAAAUAGGGUUCCUGGAUUUUGGUUUACUCUGCCAAAUGGAAAAGAAGCAUCAGUUUGCUAUGCUUGCAUCCAUAGUGCACAUAGUAAAUGGGGAUUGGGCAUCUCUUGUCCGUUCUCUUACUGAGAUGGAUGUCAUAAGGCCAGGGACUAACAUUUGGCGAGUUACAAUGGAACUGGAAGAUUCCUUGGGGGAGGUGGAAUUUAGGGAUGGAAUUCCUGAUGUCAAGUUCACUAAGGUUCUGAGCAAAAUAUGGUCUAUAGCCCUCAAAUAUCACUUCCGCAUGCCGCCAUACUACACACUUGUUCUACGAUCUCUUGCAUCCCUGGAAGGUCUGGCGAUGGCUGCAGAUCCGAACUUUAAGACAUUUGAAGCUGCAUACCCAUAUGUUGUCAGAAAACUACUCACUGAAAAUUCAGCUGAAACAAGGAAAAUUUUACAUUCGGUGGUUUUAAAUAGAAGGAAAGAAUUCCGGUGGGACAGGCUUGCCCUUUUAUUGAAAGUAGGAUCAACUAGUAAAGUUUUGAAUAGAGAAGCAGCAUCAAAGCAUGAAAAUUCCCUUGAUUAUUUAACAAAUAGGUCAUUCUCUGGUGUUUUUGAUGUUGCACACUUGGUCUUGAUGCUUUUACCGGCCAGAGAUGGUGUUGUUCUUAGGAAGCUUCUAAUGACUGCAGAUGGAGCUUCGUUAGUCCGAGCAUUGGUUUCCAAGGAGGCAGUUUUCUUUAGACAGCAACUUUGCAGGACCAUUGCUGACCUAUUAUAUCAAUGGACAGUUCAAACUCUUGGACUAGGCAUUACAGCAACUCAGUAUUGCUCCCAACUAAGAUCGACUAGUGAGUUUGACAACAGAGAGCUAGGUCUACCUUCCCCACUGUCCAUGCCCCUACACGAGUAUCAGUCCAUCUUCAAAGACCGGCGGCUCAAAGUGAUCUUUUCCAGGAUAAUAGAUUCUGCAAGGAAAGAUACAGUGCUGAUGCUAAAAUUCUGCUGGACUUCUUUUAUUAUGGUUGUAGCAGCUUCAGCACUGGCUUUUCAUCGAGUUUUGGUCUCUUUGUCUGAAGUCUACAUCAGUCGUCUGUCACUUGCUUCCAAGAGAGUGGCAAUCGGUGCAUGAAAUCUGUAUUUGACCCUGGAGAAACCUCUCUGAAGAAAGAUUAGAUGCAAAUACCCACCUUGACUGUAAUAUUCUGCAGUGGAGAAGAUUAAAGACCUUGGGAUAGUGUACUAAUAUGGAAAUUUCAUAUUUACAACUCGAGUCAGAUUAGAUCGCAUCAGGACUGGACUCUAUCUACCAAGGUUUUACUCCAGCACCUCUAUGACGAGUUUCACAUAUAUGCAUUUCAAAAUUCUUUACAAAGAGCAAUGCGAUAAAUCAAGGAUCUGCGGCAGAGCUUUGGGAAGGUAUAUAUAGAAAUGUAAAAAAUGGAACCUAUUUUUGUUCGAAUUAAGUCAAGGCCUUUUUAACUUAUAAUUCUGAUAUGGUGCAAGAGGCCAGGAGAUUAUAAAUGCCUGUGACUUGGUCUCACCAUCACUGGGUCUCUUGUUAGCUGUAAAUUUUGAGCACUGUAGAAAAAUUAACAGAUUAUUUUGAGUCGCCAUCUUAGCACUCCGAUGUAAUGAAUAAUCACAUAGCAUAAAAUUGAUAAUGAAAUUACUUGUUUCUUAGACA
Molecule: messenger RNA, 3258 nt
Organism: Hevea brasiliensis (rubber tree)
Lineage: Eukaryota; Viridiplantae; Streptophyta; Magnoliopsida; Malpighiales; Euphorbiaceae
Exons: 16
Coding region: 196-2703 (835 amino acids)
Biological process (GO): protein phosphorylation
Molecular function (GO): ATP binding; protein kinase activity
Source: RefSeq, a predicted model, not a curated record